AUGGAUGAAGCACAUGUUCAACAUGGCUCUGUGCCAAAGCAGUCGAGGGUUCAAAGGCUUCUCCAUGAGCCGUGGGCUCAGCUCAUCUUGAUCUCAAUCAUAUCAUUCUGCAACCCAGGCAUGUAUAAUGCCCUCACCGGCAUGGGUGGUUCGGGCCAAGUCGACGGCACCGUCGCCGCCAACUCCAACGUCGCUACCCAUGCUGCCACCGCCGGUGCUGCUUUACUCUUAGUUGGUGCGUUUUACAAAUAUCUAGGGCCUCGGGCCUCGCUCCUCCUGGGAGGCUGGACAUAUGCUCUCUACGCCGGCUCGCUCCUCAACUUCAACCGAACUCAGAACGGAGCCUUUGUCAUUGCCGCAGGCGCUUUGCUUGGUCUUGGAGCCGCAUUCUUCUGGGUCGCUCAAGGCACCGUCAUGGUGACUUAUGCCAAUGACGGGACUCGUGGGAGGGCGAUUGGCGUGUUCUGGGUCAUAUUCAACCUCGGCGGCGCCAUUGGCUCGCUCAUCAGUUUCGCGCUCAACUUCCACUCCAAGUCCGGCACCGUCACCGACUCAACGUAUGUCGCCUACAUUGUUGUCAUGCUCUUUGGGUGGUCGCUCUCUGUACUCGUCUGCUCGACCGAGGCACUGUCAUCCAAGUAUGCCGGCACUCGCAUCGCCCGCGAAUCCAAGGCCGUCACCUGGGCCAACCUGAAGCAGUCUAUGCUCCAAACCGCCAGAAUCGUGCUGAACUGGAGAAUCAUGUGCCUGUACCCCAUGUUCUUCAAUGCGAAUGUUUUCUAUUCGUACCAGCAGAAUAACGUUAAUGGACAGACCUUCAAUCUGCGAACCCGAUCACUCAAUGGCGCUCUUUACUGGAUUGCCCAGAUGUUUGGCGGACUUCUAAUGGGCCUUAUUCUCGACAUGCGCAGAUUUAAUCGCAAAUCCAGCGCCCUUACAGGCUGGGCCGUCCUCUUCACCACCGGUAUGGCCAUCUGGGGUGGCGGGUAUAAAUUCCAGCUCUGGAACGAUGAACGGUUACGUCACGGGCACAAGCAGGAUAUUGAUUAUACGGAUGGAAGUAGGUUCCUUGGACCCAUGUUUUUGUACUUCUUUUACGGCAUGUACGAUUCUUUCUGGCAGUCUUACUGCUACUGGAUCAUUGGCGCGCAGUCACAUAACCCUGUGGUGAAUGCGGUUAUUGUUGGCACCUAUUCGGCGUUGAAACCAGCUGGAGGUUCAAUGGCGUGGAGGGUAAAUGCUGAGGGAUACUCUGCUAUGACGCAGUUUGCAAUGAACUGGGGUUUGAGCAUUGGCAGCUUGGUAGUGGCAGUUCCGGCUGUGCUAGCUGUUGGGAGGGAGUUAUUGGUUGAAGAAGAGAGUAGCAAUGAGGAACAGGUAAAUGAAAAGAUGACUGGUCUUGCGUAG
Molecule: messenger RNA, 1407 nt
Organism: Metarhizium brunneum ARSEF 3297
Lineage: Eukaryota; Fungi; Ascomycota; Sordariomycetes; Hypocreales; Clavicipitaceae
Source: RefSeq, a predicted model, not a curated record